Molecule: messenger RNA, 1943 nt
Organism: Betta splendens (Siamese fighting fish)
Lineage: Eukaryota; Metazoa; Chordata; Actinopteri; Anabantiformes; Osphronemidae
Gene: prelid3b
Product: PRELI domain containing 3
Exons: 6
Coding region: 129-710 (193 amino acids)
Biological process (GO): phospholipid transport
Cellular component (GO): mitochondrial intermembrane space
Molecular function (GO): phosphatidic acid transfer activity
Source: RefSeq, a predicted model, not a curated record
CGUGACCGUUUCUCUGCAGUGGGAGGAGAAUCGCGAUUGUCUUUGAAUGUACUCCGGUCCCGUCAGUCAGUGUGACUUCCUACCGGCUUAUCCACGAGUCCACCCGGCGUCGGUCAACACGGUAAAAUAUGAAGAUCUGGACGUCAGAGCACGUAUUCAACCAUCCUUGGGAGACCGUGACCCAGGCUGCUAUGCAGAAGUACCCCAACCCAAUGAACCCCAGCGUGAUCGGCGUGGAUGUUUUGGACAGAAGCAUCGACAGACAGGGACGCCUCCACAGUCAGAGGCUGCUCAGCACAGAAUGGGGCCUUCCAUCCAUAGUGAAAGCUAUCAUUGGCAGCUCCCGAACGUACACGUAUGUCAAGGAGCACUCAGUUGUGGAUCCCAGGGAGAAGACCUUUGAACUUCAGUCCUCAAAUAUCACUUUCACAAACAUGGUAUCUGUGGAUGAGAAGUUGACUUACAAGCCACACCCUGAGGACUCAGAGAAAACACUACUGACUCAGGAGGCCAUCAUCUCAGUGAAAGGUGUCAGUCUCAGCAGUUACUUGGAGGGAGUUAUGGCCACCAGCAUCUCUACUAACGCUGGAAAGGGCCGUGAAGCCAUGGAGUGGGUAAUCAAGCGAAUAAAUACAGAAAUUGAGGAGCUAGCAGCCACAGCACGUGGGACCAUGCGCACUCCAAUGGCUGCUGCUGUCACUGAGAAAUGACCCUGGCCACGAUUGUUGAGCAGAGCUUAAGAGAGACUGCAUGCCAGUACAACCAGCCUUCCUUCAUGCUGCACUGAAGCCGUUUCAGUGCUUUUGUUUGUUUUGUGUUACUGGAGGGUACAACUCAUCCAUCUCACAUGCUUUACAGUCUAGAUUACAUAUAUUUUUAACGGCUGACUGCGGCACAAAGGGAUCCUGUGCUCAGCAGGCUACAGUGAUGGGAGACUUUGGCAGGAUGAGAAUGUUGGUAGUAAACUCAGGGAAUAGUUUAAAAAUGUCUGUUAUCUGUAUAUUUGGAAACAUGUAGCACCGACAGACGCUUCCUGUGACCGGAAAGCACAACAGAAGUGCCACGCUACCUUUGCCACCACUGUUUUCUUUGUAGAAUAAGAAUACCAGUGAAUCAUCUCUGGCAUGAACUCUGUGUUUACAGCAACAAGAUUACCAGCAGGUAUGCGUCCGUAAACCAUAUAGAAAUGACUGAGGAAUGCUCCUGUUGAUGUAUGAUGUCAGACGAUACUAUGUUAAGGCAGGGGUCGCUGCAUGUUAAGGGUACGUGCAAGUGGUUUCUGAGAGUAAUUGGUAACAGUAAGAUGUUAGUGAAAUGUUUCAAUCACGUUUUUUUGUGCCAUCUCCUCAACAAUGUUCUCUUGCGGGACCUGAGUACUAAGGCACUCUGUACCAGGCAAUGCAUACAAGCCUUAAUGUAAACUGUAUUUUAUUGUUAUGUAGUAACUAAUAUUAACAUAUUUAAGUCGAAUUAAGGGAUCAAGUUACAUGCCAUAUUUAUGUUUUGAUGAAGUUUUGUAGAAGACCUUUUCCAACACUAAGAAUUAUACUGUACCUCAACAUGCUUCCUUCCCACAGCAUGUGUUAGUGUGGGCAGAGACCUCUGCUCUGGCAUUUAUUUGCACUUAAAAAAAAAGAAAGCUGCUACACAUGCUGUGGGAGUUAGUAAUUACGACCUACUGUUUAAGAGAAAAAUGUGGGUGUGUUUGAGAAGGUCUUGCUUUAUACAGUUGUCAACAGUGUUUCUUUAAUUUAAUUUUUUUACCUGUAACAGGAAUAUUUAUUUAGAGAAACCUUUUUUGAAUGAGUAAAUUGCGGCUAGGGUUGAAAGAUUUACAAUUUGCUAUGUUCAUGUUGUAAUUUGUGCAUUUUGCCUUGGUGCCUCUGAGAAAAAAUGGUUUCACCAAACGUUGAAUAUGGCAAUAAAAUAAUGUUCUAUAGAAA